Messenger RNA from Didymodactylos carnosus, 843 nucleotides. Lineage: Eukaryota; Metazoa; Rotifera; Eurotatoria; Philodinida; Philodinidae. The record is from the annotation of a GenBank genome assembly.
AUGGGAUCGAAACGUCCGGAACAUCAGGCACCACCCGAAGUGUAUUAUAAUGAAGAUGAAGCAAGGAAAUAUUCACAAAAUACACACAUUAUCGACAUUCAGACAAGAUUAUCUGAACGAGCUAUAGAAUUACUUAAUCUCCCAGAUGAAGAACCGUGUAUGAUACUUGAUAUUGGAUGUGGAUCUGGUUUAAGUGGGGAAGUAUUAACAGACUUAGGACAUAGUUGGAUUGGCUUAGAUAUAUCACCAGCCAUGCUUGAUGUAGCACAAGAACGUGAAGUUGAAGGAGAUUUAGUCAAUGGUGAUAUCGGUUAUGGAAUGCCAUUUCGAGCUGGCUCAUUUGAUGGAGCUAUCAGUAUAUCAGCAUUACAAUGGCUAUGUAAUGCAGAUAAAAACUUUCAUAAUCCUGUUAAACGUUUGUAUAAAUUUUUUUCAACAUUAUAUGCUUGUCUAAAUCGUGGUGCUCGAGCCGUUUUCCAGUUUUAUCCAGAAACAAGUCACCAGGUUGAUAUGAUAACUCAACAGGCAAUGAAAGCUGGUUUUACAGGUGGACUUGUUAUCGAUUAUCCGAAUAGUACAAAAGCUAAAAAAAUGUUUCUAUGUUUAUUUUCUGGUGGUUCUGUUCAACAAUUACCGAAAGGAUUAACAGGCGAAGAAGGAAAUGAAGAACAAAGUCACGCAAGAUUCGAUAAAGCGAGACAACGAUAUAAAGAUCUUAAAGGUAAAUCGUUGAAAAAAAGUCGUACAUGGAUAUUAGAAAAGAAAGAACGAUGGAGAAAUCAAGGAAGGGAUGUACGACCAAAUUCAAGAUAUACUGGAAGAAAAAGACCACAACCAUUUUAA